Paramacrobiotus metropolitanus is the source of this 2514-nucleotide messenger RNA. Its product is annotated as pleckstrin homology-like domain family B member 2. Lineage: Eukaryota; Metazoa; Tardigrada; Eutardigrada; Parachela; Macrobiotidae. The transcript is spliced from 3 exons. The record is from RefSeq and is a predicted model, not a curated record. The coding region runs from base 300 to 2204 and encodes 634 amino acids.
GACCAACCGUGAGCAUCAUCAUCAGUAUUUAUCAUGGAUAUUCAGCUGGGCACGUGGGAGAGUGCCCGUGCAGCAGCAGUAGGAGCAGGGGAUGCCUCCACGCAGAACGGGAAAGAUGCCUCCACCGCUGUUCAGCGUCCGCGGAUCUUGCCCGUCCUAGCCUCCCUGGCGCCCCUGGCGCCCCUGGUCCCCUCCACCUCGCCCCCCUCCACGGCGCACACUCACUCGCCCAGCACCAGCACCCCCACCCCCACCACCACCGUCCCCCUCCCCGCAUCCCCGGCAGCGGAUCGCCCUUCAUGGGCCGCCGGGGCCUGCAGGUGGGCCUCAGCCGUGCUGCCAACGCCAGCAGCAGCGUCAGUGCUGUCCCCUCCGAGCCCGUGUCGCCGUCCCGUAGUAGUAGCACUACCUCCGCCGUCCCGCCUUGCUCCGGCACGGCUGGGGGCAGCAGCGACGCCUCCAGAUCCUUCACAACCAGCAGCACUGCGCCCCCGCCCCCGUCGCCCCACAUCAGUGCCAGUCACCCCAAGAUCAAGACCAACGGCUCUCUGCCGCGCCACCACGCCGCCGCCCACGAGGAACCCUCCACUGUGACUGCGUCGCUCCCGCGGUACAAUUCGCCCGAGCCGCUGGUGGUCGCUGUGUCAGAGCACCCAAGCGCCCCCGUCACCCACCAAGAAGUCAGCGAAUACAUGGACGGCGAGUCUCCCGCCUCUGUUCCUAUUCCAGGAGCUGCAGGGCCCUCCCCGGGCGCCCGCAGCGAGCCGGCGCCCAUGAAGAGUCGCGGCUCAGCGCCGCCGACAGCGACAUCUGCUGCUUUGACGUUGGCCGGCAGCGGCAUGUCGGGCUACUCGCUGGACGCCCUGGACAUCUUCCACUACAACCUCGCCCCGCCCCCGCAGCCCGCCGUGGCCCUGCGCCGCCAGAUGAGUCUGCGCGUCACCAGCUCGCAUCUGCCGCUGACGCCCGACUCCGUCUCCGGCCGCCGCUUUGCCCACUGCCUACAGUGUAUCGCGGAACUGAAGCGGCAGCUGCAGGAGCUGGACGUGCAGCAGUCGGAGAUGGUGAUGGAGCUGGAUCUGGAGCGGGCCUUGCUGCAGGAAGAGUGUCAGCGCGUGCUGCACACCAGCCAGUCCCAGAGCAACACCACCAGCCGGCACCCGGCGCACCUCUCCUCGGCCGCCGCCGAGCUGGGCCAGCUGAAGAGCAGUCUGCAGGCGCUGGAGACCGACCUCAGCAGCGGCCAGCGCCGCCUGCGGAUGCUGCAGCAGCAGCAGGGCGACGCCUGGGAGACCGCCGACGCCGUGGCGGUCCUCCGGGAGGAGCUGGAGUCCAAACGGCGCCACUACGAGAACCUGGAGUAUCGCAUCUUGGAGGCCGAGCUGGCGUUGGAGGAGGAACACAACGGGGAGGUGCUGGAGGGCGGCGGCGUGGUGGAGUCGCGCGAGGUGCUGGUGCUGAACGCGCAGAUGAAGGCGCUGUACGACGAGACGCAGCGCCAGACCGACAGGCUCAGCGCGCGCCGCCGCCUCCUGCUGGAGCAGCUGCAGGCGCAGUACGCCGUGCUGCAGCGCAUCAACGACCACCCCGUCUCCCAAUCGUCGAGGACGCUUCCGGGGCGUUCGCGGGAAGUGUCGCGAGAAGUGCCGAUUAUCCUAGACACACCGGCCACCUCGUCGCAAGUCAGUCCGGCGUCCGUCGCGGACCCGGUUCCGUUGCGCAUCAACCGCCCGUUGACGCGCUACCUGCCGCAGUGGGACAAGGAGGUGGAUCUGGAGGAGUACCUGGAGUCGUGCGGGCACAACCUGGAGCUGUGCGGCCAGUUCGUGCAGCUGACGGCGGGCAGUCUGGCCGGCUGGCUGUCCAAGCUGUGCGGCCGCUUCGCCAUCUACCGCAAGCGCUGGUUCCGGCUGGACUGCCGCCAGCGCACCCUCACCUACGCUAAGAGCAAGAGUCAGCGUGCCGGUCGCGUCGUGCUGGGCUUCGAGCACAUCGAGGACGUGUUCGUGGUGCACGACGACGCGGGGAGUGGGAAGCGCGGGGAGCCGGGCAGUCCCGGGCGCGGCGCCAGCACCUUCUGCCUGGCCACGCUGCAGCGCCGCUUCUACCUGCGCGCGCCCAACGCCGCCGUCAUGCGGCUGUGGGUGGAGGCGCUGAGCAUCGGGGCGGAAGGCAGCACCUCCGAUUACUGGCAGAACGCCUGACCAACGCGACGGCCCGGCGUUGGUCAGGCGCUACAGGCCCGCCAGUGCAGUUUGAAGAUCUUCAACGGGGUUAUUAUUUGUACCGUAUUUUGUCAUUUUUAAUUUCGUUUCAGUUUUUUUUAUAAUUGCGACACAUGACAGUUCUUUGUAGAAGUCGAUGUACAUAAUGUCAAGUUUUGUCUGCGUUUGCUCCGUGUAGUGCCUUGACUGCUGCACUAAUUACCGUGGUGGAUAGUGCAUGCCUUCCCUCGUCGCUUAAUCAGUACUGCAAUAAACUUUUUCUCCCGGAAAUUCCCUUGCUGUAGAGAGG